UUUAUGCAACUAGCCAGCCAUAAUGCAAUGUGGCAAUCUCGAAAAGGUGCAGCCUUCGGGUUCUCGUCAAUAAUUUCUCAAGCCGAGGUUGAGUUGAAGCCUUACUUGAAAGAUUUGAUACCCCGAUUGUAUCGAUUUCAGUAUGACCCCAAUCCUAAGGUCAACGAGGCUAUGACGAGUAUCUGGAAAGCAUUGGUGAAAGAACCUAAAAAGAUCAUGGAAGAAUAUUUUGAACAAAUUGUGAAAGAUUUACUUAAGUCUCUUGGUGAUCGAUUAUGGAAAACUCGAGAGGCUAGUGCCAAUGCGUUAACAGACCUUUUGCAAGGUCGAUCUAUUCAGGAACUGGAACCUUUCUUGCAGGACUUGUGGAACAUGUGUUUUAGAGCUUUGGAUGAUAUUAAAGAAAGCGUUCGAAUAGCGGCAUUUAAGACAUGUCGUACGCUGACCAAGGUUACGGUGAAAUACUGCAAUCCUGAAAAUGUGUCUGUAGCCGACGGUCAAAAAUUUAUGAAAGUCGUUUUACCAUUCCUCUUGACCAAAGGUUUGUUUUCAGAUGCUGAGGACGUUCGUAAAUUUUCCUUAAGGACAAUUCUCGAAAUUUGCAAGACCGCCAAAGAAUUGUUGAAACCUCACAUUGCAGAUUUAGUUAGUACCUUAUUAGAAGGACUUUCCAGCAUGGAACCUCAAGUGAUGAAUUAUCUUAGCUUCCACGUGGAAAAAUAUGAGGUCACGCAAGAGCAGCUUGAAAAUACCCGUUUAUCCGCUGCAAAAAUGUCACCUAUGAUGGAAGGCAUUGAAUCCUGUAUUGAUUACAUUGACACCGGAGUGAUGGAGGAGUUAACACCAAAGUUACUCCAACUUGUACGAAAGGGGGUGGGACUGCCGACCAAGGCGGGUUGUGCGCGAUUUCUGGUGACCAUGUCCCUCAAGCAGGCGACCACACUGAGGCCUUUUGCCGACAGUAUUAUGAAAGCUCUGAGUGGAUCCAUUUUAGACAAUUCAUCGGCAGUUC
Acaulospora morrowiae is the source of this 1012-nucleotide messenger RNA. The record is from the annotation of a GenBank genome assembly. NCBI's taxonomy places the organism in Eukaryota, Fungi, Glomeromycota, Glomeromycetes, Diversisporales, Acaulosporaceae.